Amaranthus tricolor (Joseph's coat) is the source of this 941-nucleotide messenger RNA. Its product is annotated as 14 kDa zinc-binding protein-like. Gene Ontology annotation, biological process: purine ribonucleotide metabolic process; sulfur compound metabolic process. The record is from RefSeq and is a predicted model, not a curated record. Gene Ontology annotation, cellular component: cytoplasm. Gene Ontology annotation, molecular function: adenylylsulfatase activity. The transcript has 6 exons. Lineage: Eukaryota; Viridiplantae; Streptophyta; Magnoliopsida; Caryophyllales; Amaranthaceae. The coding region runs from base 161 to 727 and encodes 188 amino acids.
AGAAAAAUUUUAAAAAUAUUUUCACCAAAGCAAAUAUCCCAAAAACACAUUGCCUCAAAUUGUAUUUGGUGCAUAUGAACCGGUGAGACUUCAAUAUCCGCCCAUGGUCUACCGACCACUGACUAGCAAUUGUUCUUCAUAAUUCUCCAUUUCCAGAGCAAUGUCAGCCAUUUUAUCUCCAGUGAGGUUGUAUAAUCCCAUCAGAAAUCAAAUUUUCCGGUGCAGUUUUGGGUCACAAUUGAACCGAGUUGUACCCAGUUUGACUCGGUUAGUGGGUAGUCCAAGUCCGAGUCUAACUCGGAUAGUUUCCCAGUCAACUUCAAACUCUUCUAUGAGUUCAGAAAAGGAAGCUGCUUUGGCUGCUUCUUCAACUAUCCCUGAUUCCCCUACUAUAUUUGACAAGAUUCUUAACAAGGAAAUUCCAGCAAAUGUGGUUUAUGAGGAUGACAAGGUUCUUGCUUUUCGGGACAUCAAUCCACAAGCUCCUGUACACAUCUUGAUCAUCCCCAAGGUUAAGGAUGGUUUAAGCAGACUUGCCAAGGCAGAGGAAAGGCACAUGGAGAUCCUUGGUCGUCUUCUUCAUACCGCAAAGGUUAUUGCUAAACAGGAAGGACUUGAAGAUGGCUUCAGGAUUGUCAUUAAUGAUGGACCCAAAGGAUGUCAAUCGGUUUAUCACAUCCAUGUACACCUUCUUGGGGGUCGCCAAAUGGAGUGGCCUGCUGGUUGAGUGAACUCAUGUUGGGUUGUUAGGGAACUGGUAUAUUGCCUUAUCAUAUGAUAUCGUACAAAAGAGUAAAAUGUUGUAUUUUCCCUGACGGAGAAAAUAUUGAAUCGACUCUGAAACUGAACUUAAGAGUUGUAACAUUUUGAAUAGUUUAUUCACUUACUGUAUGUGAUUAUCUGUUAUUAAUAUCGGUAUGUACUGAUCUUUUUCUCCUGAA